Messenger RNA from Nycticebus coucang (slow loris), 6512 nucleotides. RefSeq names its product basic helix-loop-helix ARNT like 2 (gene BMAL2). The record is from RefSeq and is a predicted model, not a curated record. The transcript has 18 exons. Gene Ontology annotation, cellular component: nucleus; transcription regulator complex; cytoplasm. The coding region runs from base 447 to 2312 and encodes 621 amino acids. Gene Ontology annotation, biological process: regulation of transcription by RNA polymerase II. Lineage: Eukaryota; Metazoa; Chordata; Mammalia; Primates; Lorisidae. Gene Ontology annotation, molecular function: DNA-binding transcription factor activity, RNA polymerase II-specific; RNA polymerase II cis-regulatory region sequence-specific DNA binding; protein dimerization activity.
CGGCGGGCGGGGAGCCCCAGUCCGCAUGCUCCGUGGCUGCGGCCGGCCGGGCGGCGAGGUGGCGACGGCUGCGCGCCCCGGGGCUGCAGUGGCGGCCGCCGCGGCUCCGGGCAGAGCCCCGCGGGUCUCCGCGCCCCUGCUCCGGGGGCCGCCUGGGCCACGGCAAGGGGCCCCGAGGCUCCUCCAUGCUUGCAGCCCCGGGGCUGCGGAGCCGGCCGGGUGGCUCCUGCAAUGGCUGCGGAAGAGGAGGCUGCGGCGGGAGUUGCUCCCCAGGACUAGCGUCACUGCCUCAGCUCCGCCUCAGACCAUCAGGCUUCGGAUUCCCAGAAGGAGCACGCAACUCAGAGCCCUCACAUGUGCAGUUUGUGGGUUCGUGCGCCUGUGACAAUCUAAUGCCGCUGCCGAUGUGACGGGAGGUGGAGCUCUGGAGGUGAGGCACAGCGUUGAUGGAGGAGAACCAGUGUGUUACUCCUGGAGUUCCCAGUCACGUGAACCCAGGGACAAAGCCAGCCGCUGUUGGAUGCUUCAGCUCACAUGUGACCGAGUUCCCAAGAAAACGCAAAGGAAGUGAUUCAGACCCAUCCCAGUCAGGAAUCAUGACAGGAAAAGUGGUGGAAAAGCUUUCCCAGAAUCCCUUUACCUGUCUUCUUUCAACAAGGAUAGAAAUAUCAGCUUCCAGUGGCAACAGAGUGGAAGAUGGUGACCAACAAGUAAAAGUGAAGCCCUUCAGGGAAGCUCAUAGCCAAACCGAAAAGCGGAGAAGAGAUAAAAUGAAUAACCUGAUUGAAGAACUGUCUGCGAUGAUUCCCCAGUGCAAUCCCGUGGCACGUAAACUGGACAAACUCUCGGUCUUAAGAAUGGCUGUUCAGUACCUGAAAUCUUUAAAAGGCAUGACAGAUUCUUAUGUAGGAGAUAAUUAUAGACCUUCAUUUAUUCAGGAUAAUGAGCUCAGACACUUAAUCCUUAAAACUGCAGAAGGCUUCCUAUUUGUGGUUGGAUGUGAAAGAGGAAAAAUUCUCUUCGUUUCUAAGUCAGUCUCCAAAACACUUAAUUAUGAUCAGGCUAGUUUGACUGGACAAAGCUUAUUUGACUUCUUACACCCAAAAGAUGUUGCCAAAGUAAAGGAACAACUUUCUUCUUCUGAUAUUUCACCAAGAGAGAAGCUUAUAGAUGCCAAAAGUUUGCAAGUUCAUAGUCAUUUCCGCACUGGAAGGAUGCACAUGUACUCUGGCUCAAGACGAUCCUUUUUCUGUCGGAUAAAGAGCUGUAAAAUCUCUGUCAAAGAAGAGCAUGAGUGCUUCCCCAACUCAAAGAAGAAAGAGCUUAGAAAAUUUUAUACCAUCCACUGCACUGGUUACCUGAGAAGCUGGCCUCCAGGUAUUGUUGGAAUGGAAGAAGAAAGGGACAUGAAGAAAGACAACAGUAAUUUUAACUGCCUUGUUGCCAUUGGAAGGUUACACCCAUAUAUUGUUCCACAGAACAGUGGAGAGAUUAAAGUGAAACCAACUGAGUUUAUAACCCGGUUUGCAAUGAAUGGAAAAUUUGUCUACGUAGAUCAAAGGGCAACAGCAAUUCUAGGAUAUUUGCCUCAGGAACUUCUGGGAACUUCGUGCUAUGAAUAUUUUCAUCAAGAUGACCAUAGUAAUUUGACCGACAAGCACAAAGCAGUCCUACAGAGUAAGGAGAAAAUAUUUACAGAUUCAUACAAAUUCAGAGCCAAAGAUGGCUCUUUUGUAACUUUAAAAAGCCAGUGGUUUAGUUUCACAAAUCCUUGGACCAAAGAACUGGAAUAUAUUGUAUCCGUCAACACCUUAGUUUUGAGGCAUAGUGAGAUGGGAGAAGCAUCGUUUUUCCCUUGUAGCUCUCAGUCAUCAGAAGCAUCCUCCAAACAGUCUCGUAUCACUGUGCCUGGAAUGUCUACCGGAACAGUGCUUGGUGCUGGUAGUAUCAGAACAGAUAUUGCAAAUGAAGUGCUGGAUUUACAAAGGUUACAGUCAUCUUCAUCCCUUGAUGAUUCAAGUUCAACAGAUUUAAUGAAAGAUACUCACACUGUAAACUGCAGACAUAUGUCAGACAAGGAGAUGUUUCCUUUAAGUCCUUCUGAAAUGGGGCAGCUAGAGGCUACCAGGCCAAGCCAGGGUACUGCUGCUGCCCACAGUCAGGAACCACUCCUCAGUGAUGGUGCACAGCUGGAUUUUGAUGCCCUGUGUGACAAUGAUGACACAGCCAUGGCUGCAUUCAUGAAUUACUUAGAAGCAGAGGGGGGCCUGGGAGACCCUGGGGACUUCAGUGACAUCCAGUGGACACUCUAGCAUUUGAUUUUUAAUUCUAAAAAUGAGAAAUAUUUUAAAGCAUUUCAUUUACAAAAAAAGCUGUCUAUUCUACAUACUGCAUCGGUACUGUUUUUAUCUUUUCUUUUCUUUCUUUUUUUUUUCUUAAUCAGGCCCAGGCAAGGUUCAAGCUCACCGCCCCCAGCUUGCCAGGCCAGCACUCUUAACUACUGAGCUGUGGUGCCCAGCUUGUUUUUAUCUUUUAUUAAUGGUCUACAAAUUUUUGUAGAGUUGCACCUUACUCUCACAGAUGUGGGGAAAUAUAUAUAUUUCCCUACCAAGAGAACCAGAAUUUAUUACAGAUCCGUUUACUUGUGUAAUGGCUUAAAAUUCACAAAUUGCCAUAUUUUUGCUAAAAUAUUUCUAACCAAGAGUAUCUUAUACAUAUUGUUUUGGUUUUGUUUUUAUUUUUGAUGCAGCUUUUUGGAGUUUGAAUAAUGUAAUAUUUUGACCUUUCCCUGUGUCUGAGAUUCAUUCAUAAUAGAUUAAUAGUAGUGGGUUUGUGUACUUUGAACAUUUCUUUUCCUUGUAUAUUCCCUUAAUUGAGGAUAGGGCUACACACUUUAAGAAAAUGGUAAGUACUUGAACUUUCAACGGGAUGGUGCAAUUUAUAGUCGUAAUCACAAGGAAAACCAUAUUUAAUCUCUGUAGACUUGGGUAAGCAGAGAGCCAGGAUAUCUAUGCUCAGUUGAGAACUUUAAGAUGGAUAUUAAGGGAGAUGAUUUCUUAUUUAAAACUCAGAAAAAGCUGAAAGAGUUUCAGCUUUGCUUCCAGAAAAGGAAGGAUCUUGGUGAUUAACCUUUGCAUAUAAGAUUGACUCUAUAAUAUAACUACUCACAAUUUUCAUUAUAGAUAGAAUAGAUUUUUGACAUUGAAAAGGUGCUUAACAAUAGAUUAAUCCUAGAAGAAAAUAGAGGCCCAGGCAGAUUAAAUGUCUUUUAUAGAGUCACACAUUUGAUUCAUAUACUUUUUAAUGUUUAAAUGUGUAUAAAACAGUUUCUUUAUACAAUUUGGUAAUGCAGUGGUCUCACUAGUUAAAUGAUUGAUUACCUGACCCAAGAACUAGUUAAUAGCCUUUUUAAAUUUGGUAAUUACAGUUCUUACUGCCUAUAACCAAAGGUAAUAAAAUAAAUGGCAAGUACAUUUUUUAAAUCCCCAGACAAAGAGAGAUAAUUUAAAAAGUGAUUUCCUAGUUACAAUUAAAAAUUUGGAGAGCAUUAUUUUAACAAUCUGGAGGUAAUUCAAUUUUAGUGUAAGGAUUAAGUUUAUUUAAAAUACUACAUAUGUCUACCUUCUUGGGAAUGGCACUUUUAUAAGUUUGUUUUAAUAGGUCUUUAUGGUUUACCAAGUAUGUUCCCAUUUAUUCACUUUUGUGCCUCACAAAUGGGAAGACCACAAAACUCAUGGGGAAACUGCCAGGCUUCCCUGUGGAGUUCAGAUCUAGUUUCCUUUCUCUCUAUGGUCCUACUCCCUGCCAGCUGAUUUCCCUUAGAGCCCCUCAGCAAAACAAAGCAUCAUUUCUCAUGCUGGUUUUUCAGCUGUAGGUGAUGGGAACUUCCCUCAGACAUUAACAGUUAGCAUACCAAGAGUCAUUAACCAAAGCAAAUUUUUCCUUCCAGUGGGUGUGUAGACAAGGAUGUGCUGGCACAUCGUCCUCUUGAGCUGAUGGUGCUCCAGCCAUGCUGGAGGGUCAGCACCAUUUCUGGUCUGACACUUGAGGACUUGAGUAACAUCCAGGUUUAGAUGAAGCUGGGGGGGGGGGAGCGGAAGCUGUAAGGUGGAGGGCAUUGGCAUGCAGCAGCUUAAGCAUGAUAGUUCAGUCUGAAGAAGGAUGCCAGAUCAUGUCUGUUCUCUAAGUCAGGCAGAGGCCUGCCUACCAAUAUAACUUUGUAAAGGAUUGAACUAUUGCAUGUUGACCUUGGUUUCCAAAGAGUCUACCUCAGCCAUUGGUAGCACAGGGUAGGUCAACAAUGGCUGGCUGGCCUCCAAGCAGGCAGGGCAAACCCCUAUGAUGUAGGAAUUUGAGAGGCAGACAGACCAGUGCUGCCUUGCACAGUAGCAGUUUUUCUCUUUGCGGGAGGAGGGGUUACUACAGAGGCCAGUGGGCGAAUAGCCAAUUGAAUGCUCUGCGGGCGGUUUGAGCAUUAGUUUAAUAUGUAAAUCCCCUUGUCCUGGACUCAGAAUCCGGUCCACGCAUUGCCCACUACCAUGGCUCUCAGGUUAGGGUCUUCUUUAAAAUGCAUUCCUUUAACUAAAUUUGAUUGCUGGUAGAAGUGACAGAUUUUUAUGGCUUCUAUUAUAUUAAUUUUUUACAUAAGAAUUAGUUCCUCAGAUAUGUGAUAAAUAUAUCUACAAAUUUCAUGAAAGUAUCAUAAAAAGAGUACUCCAGGAUUUUUUUUUUUUUUUAACUCUUAAGAAUUACCAUUAUAGGCCAGGUGUGGUGGCUCACACCUGUAAUCCUAGUACUCUGGGAGGCCAAGUAGGGUGGAUUGCUUGAGCUCACAGGUUUGAGACCAGCCUGAGCAAAAGCGAGACCCCAUCUCUACUAAAAAUAGAAAAACUGAGGCAAGAGGAUUACUUGAGCCCAAGAUUUGGAGGUUGCUGUGAACUAUGACGCCACGGCACUUUACCCAGGGCAACAGCUUGAGAUUCUGUCUCAAAAAAAAAAAAGAAUUACCAUUAUAGUCAUGUAGUAGAGUGGGGAAAGUGCCUAGAGUCAGAAGAGCCUGUUCAGCCUGAAUUUAGCUGUGUGACCUCAAGCAAGCCAUUUAAACUCUCUGUGCCUCUGUUUCCUCAUUUAAAAAAAAAGAGAGAGAGAUUGGAUCUCUAAGUUUACUUCCACCUCUGAUUCUAUGAUUCUGAUCCUCAGGACUUGAGCAUUAAUGAGGCUCCUAGAACUGUGCUGUCCAGUGCUGUAGCCACCAGCCAUUUGGCUACUGAGCACCUGAAAUGUGGCUGAUACAAAUUGAGAUGUGUCAUAAAUGUCAAAUACACGUCAGAUCUUGAAGACUUAGUGUCGCAAAAAAUGUAUCACAUUAACAAUUUUAUAUUAAUUCUAUGUUCAAAUGAUAUUUUGGGUAUAUGGAACUAAAUAGAACAUUAAAAUACAUUCUCCUUACAUCUUUUUCAUUUAAAAUUACAAACGUGGCUCACAUCCUAUUUCUAUUGGACAGCACUACUCUAGAGUAUUUUAUUAUAUGGGUGUUAUUGAAGUAGACCAAAGGGUAUAACGGUAUUUCUCUCCAUACAAUGUUUAAAGAACAAUUAUUUAUUGAUUCUUGACUUAGCAUGAUCAUAUAACUGAGUCUCCAUCCGUGUACCAAAUUUAAAACUUUUUUGAAAACAGUAAACUUAAAAUUGUUAUCAGGUAUUUUAUUACGUGGGGGCAGCCUGAAAUAAGGGGAGUUAAAGAGAAGUGUUUAUUUACAGUACCACGACAGAAAAGGCUAAAUUGGUUGGCAUAGUCUUUGAGAAAUCUCUGUAGAAUCUAGGUCGCGGGAGUAUGAAAUGGCCAAUAUCUAGUUACCAGACUGUGUUUAGUGGUGUCCAGUUUCAGAUCCUGCUGUGAAGAGGCAUCUGCCCCUCAGGUAGGUCAUCACUGGCUUCUGGAAUUGGAGACUUAGGUUUGCCCAGCACAGUGUUAUGGGCAGAAAAGGGCUGAGUGACAGCUAGAAUUACCUAGAAGCCAUAAAGAAAAACUGCCAAGUGCCCACUAGGUGGCACUUUUCCAUUUCUACAGCGCUUUGUUUUCAUCAGUGGACUGUUUUUUCCAAGCUCCAUAGAGCCUGUGAGAGGCGUUUAAGACUUUUGUGCCUAGACUAAGUCAGCCUGUCUGGUGUGCGUUGUUUUAUGGGAAAUGCUUUCCAAGGGAAGCCUAGCAAGAUCUCACAUAACAUAAGCACUUUGGCUUAGGGAGCUAUUCAGAUGUGGCACCAAUCAAAGCUGACCUAGAAAGAAAACCUAUUCCUCGUUGAAAAUGCUUUCUGAAUUGACUCCGGAGUGUACCAAGUGUGUCACUGCGUGUACAUUCUUGAGUUUAGUCUUUUCUACAAUUUUUAGCUCUUUUCCAGUUUACUUGAUCUUGUCUGUACAUUGGUAUUUUUAAAAUUUUGUGGUAAAUGAUGAAGAGUGAAAUUAAAUUAUAUUUUAUAAUAAUUACUAUAUAGUAGUUUGUAGUUCUUU